Nomia melanderi (Alkali bee) is the source of this 3913-nucleotide messenger RNA. Its product is annotated as SCY1-like protein 2. Gene Ontology annotation, biological process: protein phosphorylation. Gene Ontology annotation, molecular function: protein kinase activity; ATP binding. The record is from RefSeq and is a predicted model, not a curated record. Lineage: Eukaryota; Metazoa; Arthropoda; Insecta; Hymenoptera; Halictidae.
UCGUUACACUCCGUUGGUAACGUUGCAUUUGACACGGAAAUGAUACUAGGACGUCAGCUCCUGAAAAAAGAAGAUUAAGAAAUAUAUAUUUAUGAAGCGAUUUAAAUCUAUACAUAAUUACAAAUCAGACAAUUGAUCGGCUUCAUUGACUUUUAAAUUGCAGCUAUGGUCAAGGAACUAAGUGCCAAUGUGAUGCGAUGAGCGAGAUACAUGUUCUGUCAGUGUGUAUCGAAAUUUUCAUAUUUUCCUGGAUUAAAGGAUAUACCUUUAAGGGUGAUUGCACGAAAUAUAGCACCGUCGAAAUUGGAUACUUUCCGCGUUACGUGCGACGUCUUCGAAUGUAGAAUUCACGAAUUAAAUGUCUAAUAACAUUUGUAGAGUGUGAAGGAGUGUUAUUUAAUUCCGUCACAAACAAAAUAUAUUUAGAUGCAGGGAAAAGUGAGACAUUAUUACUGUAACGUGUAAAACAAAAAGUCUGACAAUUCAGUGUAAAACAACAGAUUGGAAAAUGACGUAAUAGGCGUAAAUUUAUUGGAGAAAAUCGUACUGUACGAACUUAUUACAGAUCUGCAAGAAAAUUAAUUUUCGAGUAUAUGCUUUAAAAAGUGGACGAAAAUGGAUGUGUUGACAAAAUUGCGAAAUACUGUUAGCAACACGAUUACCAGCACUGUUCAAAAUACCGCUUAUGGUUUAUCCCAAUUAUCAAAUGUUCUACCAGGAAAUCCAGUUACAAGAGAAUUUGAGAUAUCUGCACACAUAGGAAGCGCGGGUCCAACAUUGUUAUGGAAAGUUUAUAAUGGUUAUAAAAAGUCCACUAAACAAGAGGCAGCAAUUUUUGUAUUUGAAAAACGAGUUCUUGAUAAAUUUUCCAAGAAUGAUAAAGAAGUGAUUUUGGAAACUCUGAAAAGAGGUGUUACACAACUGACAAAACUACGACACCCACAAAUUUUAACUGUACAACAUCCAUUAGAGGAAUCGAGAGAUAGUUUGGCAUUUGCAACUGAACCUGUGUUAGCCAGUUUAGCUAAUGUCCUAGGAAAUCAUUAUAAUUUACCACAGCCGUUACCAUCAGCUUUAAAAGAUUAUAAAUUGCACGACGUUGAAAUUAAAUAUGGACUUUUACAACUUGGCGAAGGUUUAGCAUUUCUACACGAAGAUGUAAAAUUAUUGCAUAGAAACAUAUGUCCAGAAUCUAUUGUUAUUAACAGUCAUGGAGCAUGGAAGAUUUUUGGAUUUGAUUUCUGUGCAUUAAAUCAAAGUGUAGAAAGCAAAGAACCUUUAUGGUCAUACGUCGAAUAUGAUAUGUCGCUAUCAGCUGUUGCACAGCCAAAUUUAAAUUACCAAGCACCAGAAUGUAUAUUGGCAAGUAGCAUUAGUUCUGCCAGUGACAUAUUUUCUUUAGGAAUGGUAGCAUAUGUUUUACAUUCUGCAAUGAAUGUACCACUCUAUGAGUGUAAUAAUGAUUUAACAAAAUGCAAAAAGUUUCUGGAAAACUUGACUGGUUCAAUUGUUACUUCUAAACUUAUAUCAGUUCCAGAGUCUCUCAGAGACACGGUGAAAUUGAUGUUAAAUCAUAAUCCUGAAUUAAGACCGGAUGCUCAUCAAUUUGUUAAAAUUGAUUACUUCACGGACAUAGAAGUAAAAACUUUGAAUUAUUUGGAUAAAAUUUUUCAGUGGGAUAAUUUACAAAAGUCACAAUUUUACAAAGGAUUACCACAGCUGUUAAAGCAAUUACCGCACAGGGUUAUAUUACACAGAGUACUCCCUGCAUUAUACAAAGAAUUAAUUAACCCUCCAAUGAUUCCUUUUAUCUUGCCAAGUAUAUUAUAUGCAAUGGAAACCAGUUCUGUAGAAGAAUUUAGAGAAUAUAUUUUACCAAAUAUGAAACCAGUUUUGACUUUGGAUGAUCCACCGCAAAUUAGCCUUGUAUUGAUGCAACAUGUUGACUUACUGUUAAAACUAUGUACUACAGAAGUAAUAAAAACAGAUGUGGUCCCAAUGCUGCUGCGUGCUUUGGAAUCUGAAUGGGAACAAUUACAAGAAUUAUGUUUGUCAGCUCUGCCUAAUAUUAUAACAAUGAUUGAAGGACCAGUAAUUAAAAAUGCAAUUCUACCUCGAAUGAAAAAAAUUUGUUUACAUGGCAAAGGAAGUAGUGCUAAAAGCCUUAGUGUAAAAGUUAAUUGUCUUUUGUGUCUUGCAAGAAUGUUGCCAAAUUUUGAUCGAUGGUUGGUUCUUGAUCAAGUGUUACCUUUCUUGCAAGAAAUUCCACAUUCUGGUGAACCUGCAAUUCUAAUGGCCAUUAUAGGAAUUUACAGAAUAUUACUGAAUCACAGUAAGUUGGGAGCGAGCAAAGAAAUAUUAGCAACAAAGAUUUUACCAUUUUUAUUACCAUUAUGUAUAGAACAAAACUUUAGUACAUCGCAGUAUGAAAUUCUUUCGACUCUUGUAAUUGAAAUGAUAAAUCGUGUAACAACAGAACAUAAGGAAGCAUUGAGCAAAUUGGAUGCAAUGCGUCAUGAAACACAAAAACUUGAUCAAGAGCUUUCACAAACCUCUAACAUGUACAAAAAUACUAAUUCCACUACUGACGCUAUUAAUAUUAUCCCUCCAAUUCGUUCUCCAAAUACAAAUACAAAUACAAAUUUGCAGUCUCUACAAAUUGAAAAUGGUUUGACAAUGGAAGAUAAAUUUCGAUUAAUUCAACAACAAGAAGUACACCAACGUUUACAAUCUCAACCACCAUUAACACCGAAAGCUAUUCCACAGCAACCCAAGAAACCUCAGAUAAAAGACUUAACCGAUACGUUAUUACAGUCCAAUUUAGAUCAAUUAAAUCGAUCAGUAUCAAGUUCAAAGCCUGAUUAUUCCUGCAUGUCUUCAAAUUUAAAUUCACAUCAACAUUUCAGCCCACAAGGAAUGAAUGUAAAUUUAAAUCGAAACACAACUAAUUGGGCUCCUAAUCAAAUUACAUGGAAUUCAACUAUUCCUCAAAAUACGAUUAAUUAUCCUAUCAGUCAAGGAAACUUAGUACCUAAUCAAUUGGAAUUCAGUUCAAAUUUGAAUACUGUUCCAAAUCAGAAGACUCAAAACUUACCUUCACAGGACAUAAUGGAUUUACUUAGCUAAUAAUAUUAACAAUACAGAUUGAUUUAUUACUGUUCAUUAUCUAUUAAUAAUUAGCUGUUAUUAGAAGAAGAUUGCAUUUUAUCUGUUCCUUUUUAGUAUACCUCUUUUAUACAGUUUAUAAAAUUCAAAUUGUUGUAGAAGAACAUUGCUUUUAUAGUACUUUAUUAUGCACUGUACUUUGUUUAAAAUUUGUGAACAAUUCUAUAUACACAAAGAGAGUUGUGAUUCAAAAUUCUUGAAUAUUUUUUGGAAUGCAAAACACGAGAAUACGUGUGCAUGUGUGCACACCAGAAACUCUUCUAAGUUACUUUAUUCAGCUUAUUCGUAACUAGAAGUGAAACAUUCUGAUCCCCUGAUUUGAACAAUACGUAUCAGUUGUUCAAAAACAGUUUUGAGAACAUUUUUCAUUAAGUAUUGAAAAAUAUAUCUAAAGAAUAUAAACUUUUGUAUUAUACAUGUUAUAAAUACUUCAUUUACAGUGAUAUUCUUUUUCUUUUUAUUUCAUUUUGUUCGAUAAAUAGUUAAAUGUUGUUAUAUUUAAAUAAAACUUAAAUGUUUGUGAACUUAAAAUAUUAAUGUUUAAUAACUAUACAAUGUUUUGUAACAUACAUGUAUUUCAAUGAAUUUAAUCUAUGAAUAUGUAUUGUGUUGUUAAUUAUGCACUGUAAUAAACAUUAAAAAUAUUAUAAUUACUGCAAAACAUAUGAACCAUUUGGGUGUAAUAAUAGGAAAAAUUAUCAAUGUACCUAAUGUUUACUAAUAAUUGAGUACAGAAAUAAAAACCUGA